AUGAACGGUCUCACCACUCCGCCCCUCAGUCCCGGCUUGAUCAAGAAACCCGUCCAGCUUCCUUCCCUCGACGUCAAGAUGGCCUCGCUCAAUCUCUUGGACCGCACUGGGCCCUUGACGGCUACCGCCACCUCGCCCUUCCACAUGUCGCCCAUCAUCGGUGCCACCCUACUCACCGCAGCGGCCAAGCUAGCCCGGAACGCCGAGCCCCCCAUCAUGUCCCCGACUUCUCCGCUCGUCAUGUCGCCCAUCCCGCUCAGCAAGUCUGCCUUACUCGGCGCAACCGCCGCUACCGGUCUCCAGCUCCCGCCCAAGAUGUACCACAAGAUUCUUUUUGAGGGACAGAUCCGUCCCGUGGCGAUCACUGCGUUUGAGGACCUCCUCUUCCUCACCCGCGUCGCCAAGUGGAAGGUGUCUUACCACGAGGGCCGUCCCUUCAACCGUUCCGAGCAGCUCCCUUACUUCGGGCGCGUCGAUGAGAAACUUGUCCGCCAUGCACUCGACCAGACAAUUGCCGAGAUCUGGGAUUCGGAAGACAAGCGUGACAUCGCCGAUCGCGCCAAGGCUGCAACUCUGUCCAACCUCGUUGUCUCCCCCUCAACCCCUCUCGGAGAGGUUGUCGGCGCCCUCCAGAAAGCGUUCGAGCUGUGCACAAAGAGCAUUGAGCGCUUUGGUGGUGCGGGCUUUACAUCCAUUCGCUCGAGCGGUGAAGCCAAGUCUGCCUUUGAGCUUACCCUCAAGCACCGCCCCGACCGUCUCGUCAUGGAGUGGCCCUCGAGCAUGGGCGAGCCCGACCUGCUUGCCGCCUUGACAAAGAACGCUGAGACCCUCCGCGAGACCGACACGGACCCCACCUUUGUCGACUUUGUCGCCUACCACGUCGGCUACGAGCUUCUCCGCUCCGGUGCCAAGCUUGACACCAAGGAUGCUCGCUGGCUCGGUACUCCCGGCUUCCGCAAGGACACUCAGACGUUUGUCUCCCUCACCGACCCGGGAGAGGGUCACAUCUUUGGCACCACUAGGCGUGCGCGCUGGCUCAAGGGCGCCAUCUGUCACGUCGAGCACCUCGAGCGUCCCGGCAAUCUGCCACGCGAGGAGAUUGAGUCAUACCGCAUUCCCUCCAUCUUUGAGUUUGCCCGCGUUCGUCUCCACACGGGCAAGUCGGCCCCCAACACAUACUUUGUUGGCCGUCGCGUCAAGGACUCGGUCUCGGGCAACUUUGCCCACGACUUUAUCAAGGUGGUCAACCUGACAUCGGCUGCUUGCUCGGCCGCGUUCCAGCUCGGCGCUGCUGAGACCAAGGUUGCCAUGGAUGGUCUGACUGCUAGCGAGCAGAUUGCCUACAUGCGCGCCAUGUCCGGCCACGUUCUCCGCAACUACAAGCAGGUCCUGUCCGCUGCGUACAACCUCAACGCACCUCUUGUCGACGACCUCGCAGAGCCCAUCGUGGGCGAGGAUGGCAAGUCCGAGUGCCCUGUCCUGACCGACAACUUUGCUGUCGCCAAGCGCGGCAUCGAGCUCGCCGCCCUCGGCGGUUUCGACAAGGUCACCUUUGACGGCGCCUCGGACACGUACCCGUCCAAGUGUGUCAUUCUCCAGGUCAGCUUUGAGAAGGCGCUCGAGCUCGUCCACCUUGCACACCAGGCCGGUCUAAUCACCUACAUGUCUGCUGGUUUCAAGUUUGACCACAUUGCCGACGCCGUGUAUUCUGGCGUCGAUGGCAUCGGCAUUGGCGGCGCGCAGAUCCUGCGUUACAUGGACAGCAAGACCGGUCACCACGGACCUUACACUGAAGAGUUUAUCGACCGCAUUGACGCGGAGCGCGACCAGGCCGCAAACUCGCUUCGCGGUCGCGGUGUCAACCUCCUGUGCCGUCUCGACCGCAUGUUUUACGAGGGAUCCAUCACCACGGACGAGGAGACCCUCCGCCAGCCGCUGUUCGAAUCCCUCCGCGACAUUAACGAGGAGGCGAUCACCAGCAUCCUCGCCUCGCCUGUGCUCGCUGGGAUUGUCGCCAUGGAGCACGACGGCGAGUCGCCUGUGCUCGGAAAUGCACACCGUCUACUCCGCAAGAAUACCAGCGACGCUCUGCUCAAAGCCAACGUUCCCGCCGCGUUUGCGGCCAAGUGGGACAAGCUUAUCCGUGACCUCUUCGCCUUGAUCAAGCACCCGGAUGAGGAGACUCUUGCCCAGUACUACCGCUCUCAGCCGUGGACUGAGCUCAGGGAGGAGUACGCCAAGACUAUGAUGACGACUCGCGGUGACAGGCUGUACACGAUCAAGACUGCGCCUCAUGCGCUUUGA
Molecule: messenger RNA, 2304 nt
Organism: Apiotrichum porosum
Lineage: Eukaryota; Fungi; Basidiomycota; Tremellomycetes; Trichosporonales; Trichosporonaceae
Exons: 3
Coding region: 1-2304 (767 amino acids)
Source: RefSeq, a predicted model, not a curated record